GAUAGAUUCACUUUUUAUAUAUAAAUACCUGUGCAAUAAACAUCAUAAACCAGAAACAUUCAAUACUUUCGGAUAUGGACUGGCCGAGACGGCCGAGCUGUAUAGAAGACAUCUUUACAAGCUGUCAAAUUAAAAUUGGUGAAUAGAUGGCCGCCUCGCUUCGGAAGUCAUGCUCAAAUUAUCAAAGGUACAGAAAGUGAAUACUCGGGUCGGUCAACAAAGUAACAAUCCGGUACAGCAACUGUCGGCAAUAUAGUUGAAGAAAGGCUCUUCUCAAUCCACAAAGUUCCCAAAAAUUCCUACUCUUUCGACAUCUGCAAUCAUCAAAUCUUCUAGACCAUCUAUCUACCUUUGUAGCAUCAAACAAAGCGAUAACAAGAUCCCAAUAAUGUCUUCUUCAGUUGAAUUCAAUUAUUCCUCACCACUCCGGAGAAGCGAUGGCCAUGUUUACCACAUGCCAAACUUCACAAACGAAUUAUGGCUCGCAAGAGCCAGAAAUGCAGAAGUCCCGGUGCUUAUCAAUGAUGCAAUUGGGUACCUAACGGCAGAGGAAGAUCGAUCGAUUCAGAUGAAUCGAAUUCCACCGAAUCAAAAAGUCUUCAUCAACCAGAAUGAGAAUGCUGUCUUUACAGCUCAACAGGUUGACUCGAAGGCGAUCAAAGAGGAACUACCUAGCUUCGUUAUGGAAGGUAUCUUGAAGCUGCGAAAGAUGUUUCUCCGCCGCGGAGAAGGAAAAGACUCUGACAAAAAUAGGUUCGAACAGAUUCUUAGAUCUGGAAGAGGAGGAAAGAGUCGGACGUACACUAUGGGAUGGUCUAUUCCACCUAACGCGGAUAGUGGCGGAGUUGCAACAGCAACGAAAGGUCACAUCAAGCAUUGUGAUGAACUUGCAGAAGCCACCCAAUUGAUCGCCAAGAUUUCACAAGCGAUCAUACGACACGCCACUCCUGCAGAAGAACUCAGAGUACUUGAGCUACAAUCUGAAAUCGAUGCAGCGUAUACAGUUGGCGAUGAGGAAAAUAGAAAUUUCUCAACCAUUCAGGUUAACUACUCCAAUGUGAACACGGUCUCCCUGUCCGUCGAGAUGGGAAAGUCUGGAUCGCUACACAUAGACGCGAAGGACGACCCAGCACGAAUGUCGGUGCUCCUGAAUCUAUCCAAUCUUGUUGAAGGUUGCUGGCCUGGAACAUUCACUCUAAUGUCACUUCGUGACUAUUGGGUGUUUGCACCGUGUGAUGCCCUAGUCUUCAGAGCAAGACAUCCUCAUUUUGGUAUUCCUCCAAGAAUGAUGGGAGACUCGCCGAGGGAACCAUACGUUGCACCAUUUCCUCAAUUGGCUUGGAUGGACCCACAACUAUACAAUUACUCGAGAUUGGUCCUCGUUUCCUACCCACAGAAGUAUUUGAUGAAUAUUGCGCCGGCUUUGAAACGAUACAAGAUGCCCGUUCAUUAUCAACAAGAGAAUCCAAUGGCCACUACCUUUCCUCAAGGAGAGGCUUUCGCACUUGCAGCAUGGGGAGCCCUAAGACAUCAGCACGAGAAACUGGCAAUGCAAGACGCUUGGCAUCUUGCUCGCCGCCACAGCAGUGGGUCGUUAGCUGUAUUGCCGUCGGCUAAAUCAAUCGCUAAGCGCGAAGCGUGGAAAGACGAAGACGGAAAUCUUGUUAUACCUCGAGUAGCAAGAAUCCAGGUGGUUUUGGAUGGAAAUUCCGCACAGUCUCGAGACUCUGAUCAAGCUAAAGCAUUCGCCAGGCUUAGGAAGAUAGCAAAAGCAUCACUCUCCCAAGACUACUUCGAGAAACGUUCGACACACACCGAUGCUCAAUAUGUUAGUGUGCUAGGUUCCUCACUCAUUAAACCUCCAGAUGUUGCACCCGAGAGAAAACUCACAAAAGCUGCCACUCAUGCAAUGUUUGGAGAGAAACCAUAUCAGUGUCCACUUUGUGACAGAAGAGUUCCGGAUUCCUUUUCUUUAAAAGCCCACUACAAGACUUUCCACAAGAAUGACGGUAUUGAAGGUCUUAAAAAUGUCGAGCCGACAAGAGAUCCAAAUCAUCUCAGGCAUCUACAAGAUGCAGGGUUUUCAAGUGUACCAGAGAACUCCGAGAAGUAUGGCAAACGCCGAAGAAUUUCUGACUCGCCGAGUGAUGAGCCACCAGCUCGGAAGAUCAAGGCCGAGAACCCGGAUGACGCUAUCGUGAUCUCUGAUGACGAGGAUGAUGAGAACGUUGCGGCUGCUUCCACAUGACUUAGGCAAAUAUAGCGAAGUCUUCGGGAAUUUGAGUAGUAUA
Molecule: messenger RNA, 2291 nt
Organism: Botrytis cinerea B05.10
Lineage: Eukaryota; Fungi; Ascomycota; Leotiomycetes; Helotiales; Sclerotiniaceae
Exons: 2
Coding region: 389-2248 (619 amino acids)
Source: RefSeq, a predicted model, not a curated record